Messenger RNA from Hymenoscyphus albidus, 1582 nucleotides. Lineage: Eukaryota; Fungi; Ascomycota; Leotiomycetes; Helotiales; Helotiaceae. The record is from the annotation of a GenBank genome assembly.
CCACUCCCUCCCUCUCUUGUCAUGUCUUCCAGAAGAGUACUCGUACUCACGUAGGUAAGUUCGAGGUACCUGUGCGACGCUUUCUCCGCUUCCAAGAGCCGACAUUGCUGCCAUUGGCCCAAUGUGAUCGAGCUAGAGCUAGAGGUAUUUGGACUUGUCUGGUAGCGCGAGUGGACUCAGCCGACAGUAACAAUCAAGCCAGCGAUACCUGGGUAGAAUCUGACGAUAAAUGGGCAAAUGCGAUGAGUGCCCUGAGUCUUGAGGCCCGGGGAGGUAACUCCAGGCGCACGUGCACUCCCUAGGGCCUCGGUCGACUGUAAGAUCACGCGGGGAGUAGGCGAAAGGAACCCCUGAGCUUCUUCCCAUUGCAUUGCCUCACCAGGUCUUAUCUACAAACGACAAACGACCCAACAUCCUCCGACCGAUUUCAAUCAUCGCCCAUCUCCCAUCAUCUACCAAAAUCUGACCUUGCGUUGUACAUACAUACAACAAGAAUAAUCAUGGCCUCAAAUCUAAAAACCCAACCUCCACCUCACCCAACUUUCCUCCUCUCAUACCCAUCUCCCGGCAUCCUAUUGAUGACCAUAAACCGUCCAAAACAGAUGAACUCCAUACACUCCACGGGACAUGUAAGCUCCUCAUCCCAAUCUUGUACUCUAAUAAACCCCUUCAAACCUCACAUUCUUAAUCACCUCUCGAAACUUCUGUCUUACUAACUUCACCCAGUGGGAAGCACAAUCCAUACUCACCUGGUACGAUAACGAACCAAGUCUCUCAGUCUGUAUUAUUACCGGCGCAGGAAAUAACGCUUUCUGCGCGGGACAAGAUCUGGUAGAAAUCGGUAGCUCGAAAGCUUCAUCCCAGCCGAUGCAACUAGGAAGUCAUCCUCCUAGUGGUUUUUGUGGAAUCAGUAGGAGGGUUGGGAAGAAGCCCAUUAUUGCGGCCGUGAAUGGUCUUGCGUUGGGAGGGGGGACGGAAAUCGUUUUGAAUUGGUAAGCAUCUUUCACCCAAUACUCCUGGGCUUGUAGACGAAGAGGGGGGUGGAGGCACGUGAUGGGUGUCUGAGGAUGAGAUAUGAGAUAUGAGCUGAUAUGUACUCCAGCGACAUGAUAAUAGCCUCUCCCACCUCUUACUUCGGCCUUCCCGAAGUCACGUUAGGUCUCUAUGCCGCAGCAGGAGGACUUCCCCGUCUUGUUCAUACAGUCGGCAUGCCUCUCGCCUCAGAACUCGCCUUGACGGGGCGUCGACUCACUGCCUCGGAAGCACUCUCUUUUCACCUCAUCAACAAAAUCUCCAAAACGCCAGAAUCUCUUAUGGACGAGGUUCUCACGCUGGCAAAGAAGGUUGCUAGUCAGAGCCCUGAUGCUAUUAUCGUGACGAGAGCUGGUCUGAGGGAAGCAUGGGAGACGGCUAGUGUGGAAAGUGCGACGAAGCGAGUGGGUGAUCGGUAUAAUGCUGGACUUUUCGAGGGAGAAAAUUUCCAGAUCGGGGUGGAGGCUUUUGUGAAGAAACAGAAACCCGUUUGGAAACCUAGUAAGCUGUAGGUGAGGGUUGAUGGUACCAAGUCGGGUUUGUUUCAACA